GUGAGUGAGUACACAGUGUGUAGUAAAUGGAGCACAGAGUUUCUUCUAUUCUGUGUAGUGUCUGAACACCUCAAGUGGCCUUGCUUUCUCAUAUGUUAAUAAAACAAGUCCUUCAUUCAUCACUGCUUGAAACUGGGAACAUGCUGGGUCUACUUGAUAACAGGUUGUACCGUCAGGAGGUCGCACUUGGAAAAACUGGAAUUUGCGGAGAUUGAUUCUUGCUGGAAUGGGCAGGGAGGGCCUGUUAGCAGUUCUGUACGCUGCCUCGGCAGUCUUGUCCGUCGUGACAGUUGCUGCAUCCACCACCGUGUGGCUCCACUGGAGUGAGAUCCUGGAUAACUGCGCCUCCAGAUACUGCGGCUGCAUACUUAAUGGCGAAAGUUCACCCAUCAUGUUUAGUGGCGGAGAAAUCCAGCUGUGCCAUUUUGCGUCAUUUGCGCCGCUGCCUGUUUUUGCAAUAGCUCUGAUUUUGAGCUGUUACUACGGCUAUAAGGCCUGCAUGUACAAGAAAGUAACCAGAAGGACUUCUAAAAGAAGGAGCGGCAGGGCUGUGGCAGUGGCGAGGUCGGCGGCGGAGGACCCGCAGGCCGGAGGCGGGCAGAUGGCGCUCUCGUGGUGGCUGGUGCUGCUGGUGACGUCAGUGCUGUGCUGCCUGCUGCUGCUGGCGGCGGCCGGCGCGCUCACGGCCGGCUACCACGCCUCGUGCUCGCAGUACCGAGAGACUGCGGUGCGCGAGCUGGGCGCUGUGGGGGACGCCGCCGCCGCCGUCUACGACCGCCUCAGCUGCGGCGCCAUCUUCGACAUCAUGGACUUCGUGGAGCCCCACACGCGGCCCUUCCUCGCCAAGGUGGGACAGGAGGACUACUACCCGCUGUCGGAGCAGAGGGACCGCUACCGCGGGGACCCCGUAGACACCGGCGGCGCGCUCAUGACCGCCAUCGUCAGCUCGUGGCUCAACUCCGCGGUCUGGCUGGCGCUGGUCGCGGCCGACGUGAAGCUGUACGGACGCUGCAAGUGUUGCUAGGCUCCAGUCACUUGCUGAUCGAUCACCGACUGAGCGCUCGAGUGCUAUUAUUUAUAAUGCACUAUUCCAAUAUCGGCAUUUUGCCUUUUUGACGUGGUCACGUUUGAUAGCAACUGACACUGUUGAAGGACCACACAGUGGCAUGCGCAGUAGUUUGGUGUUACUUAUAAUAAAAGGUGCCAGGAACAGUAACGGUGUUUGUAGCUGACACCACAUUUAUAUUGUGUGUAGUGUCGCUCUCGCUAAUCGAAAGUUGUGAUUCCAGUUUUCAAAAUCCUGCCAACAUCCAAGCACACCAUCUCGGAUGCCAUUUACACCCGUAUCCCACUCAUGUACUCUUUCCUUGCUCCAAGAAUCCCACGACUUCCCUCCACGCAAAAAGCAAAAGGGUGCACCGUCUGCUGUCUUUCCCUCACUCCUCCGGCUCAUUGCGUCACAAAUAGUCCACCAAUCAGCGUUACUCUUACAAACGGGAGAAUGGCUAAGCUGACCAAUCCACAAAUAUAUAGCACCUGUGUUAGGCAUUUCCUGUCCACUAGGUCCAUCAAAAAAAUGUGGAUGCGGGGGCUCUCCCAAACAAUACAGCGGGUUUUGCUUUUAAGGUGAACACGCAGGCCAUUAUCCCUUUUCUCCGGCAAAAACUGUUAUGGUCCGUAGGCGGUCGGCCGGCCGGCGCAGCUGUGUGCUAACUCACACUCCUACAGACUUUCCAGUGGGCUGGAACAAACACUCCUGUGGCCAUCGUGUCUUGAAUGUUGGCGUACGCCAGCGUCGACUUUCUAAUCCCGGUGUACACUUGCGAUUUAUUUAUUAGAUUUGCAUAUCCAUUAAAUGGAUAUACGUAAAAUUGACUCUACCCUAUCGAGUUUGGGCUCGAAUGAAACGUCUUGAUAGGCAGAAUACGGUGGUGAGGUAGGAAUAUGUAAGAAAUGAAGGUCAGGAGACCAUGCCACCUUACACCCCCAACAUAACUCCUGCAAUAUGCUAAUGGCACCGCCUGCCUAACCACUCGUCAUACCCUUCAACUCUCAUGUGUCCCUCCAACGGCCCUGAAUCUGCUAGUGGAGUGAUGUAAUACGUGGAAACGUCAACUAAACCGGCAGAAAAGUCAGGCUACCAUCUCGGGUCACACCACUCGACGCUUCCAUAGUCCAGAUUUCCAUCAUUCCAUCUACAACCAACUCAUCCCUUUGACUACCACAGAAAAGUAUGUAAGGGCUAACUCUCGACAUAAAACUAAUAUGCAAACCACAUCUCCUUACCAUCCAACACAAAGCCCGAAAUCGACUAAAACUAUUAUCAGGCCCCACUUGGGGCCUACAUCCUUCUACCACUAUCAUCACCUAUAAAUCCCUCAUCCACACCAACCUAACCUAUGCUAAUGUUGCCUAGAUCUCCACUUCGCCUAAUUUCUGUAAGUCCCUUGAAAUUGUGGAAAGACACACAAUCUGCCUUGCCUGCCACAUUCGCCUACCUUCCCCAACUCAUCCGUUUCCCCACACCUUCUUCUCUUCCCAGAGAACCUUCAGAUUCCAAAUAUUAAUCACAAAACCCAGUCUCAGCAUCCACUUUCCCAUCCACUAAUCACCAAUCCAGGUACCUAGCUGCACCACUAUAUCCAUAUUCCACUUUCUAUGCACCUCCAUGCCUUAUCCAUCCCCACCUGCUGGAAUUUUAACCAACUCCCACUUCACAACUAUGAAAUCCGUUCCAAGAUAUACCCCAAUCACAACGCUGCACCUCAGACUAUCCUCCAACUUUCUCUUUUCCCCUUCAUCCGCCUUGCUCACAUCUAGUCACUCCCUGCAGUUCUGCAGAGCCCCAUAGCCAUACUCAUCAUCACACCUUCAUCAUGACAACUUCUUCACAUGACCCCUAGCCAUCAUUCACGUUUAAGAGUGACUGUAUUUUAACUGUAAUAUAAAAUGUCAAACGAGUUUUAAAAACCACCAGUACUUUCAUCUAUGUGUAUUUUACAAAUCUUUGUUUAGUGCUACUUGUUUUUACAGAAAAAGUGUAACUGUCGUCCACCUAAGUAUUUUUUACAAAAUCAUUUGUUACUGUCACCUUUUAUAUGUUUUAACCAUUUUUAAAUAAAAUUUUUAUAACUUUUGGCUGAAGAGCGGUUUUUCUCUGCUGCCAGCCCGCCCAUCACUAAAGAAACAAAAAUCACUAGCUCUCAAUGUAGAAUCUAUACAAGUAUACGUUGAGCCAAUAAGUGUGGACCAGAAUGAUGUAUACAUUGUGUUAGAAAAUUUCCGUUACAGACUUCUAGGAUUCGUAGAGGGGAGUAAGUAGAUAAUAUUUUGAAUUGGAUCCCAAGUCCGGAAACGUAACGUUUCCGUGCUACACCCAUUUGAAAACAUGUUGGUAAAACGGCCACUUUUACGAUUAAUUAGUUAGGUGUGACCCAGCACAUCACUUGUUUUACAGUUCCAGUCAUUAAUAGCCAGAGAAAUUGCAAUUGUACUUUUUGACAGGUCCUUUUCAACGUGAUACAGUGGAGCCUCUUCUAAUUCGGGUAUACGGCGUCUACUUGGAGCAUCAGAGUUACGCCUGCUCACGGAGAAGGUACCCUUUCUUUAGACGGUCGCGUAAUUGUCGCGGGAAGGGUAAGCAAUGAAGUCAGACGUUGUGGGGAAGGCGAAACAGCUCCUCCAAUACCGUGACCUUAGCCAGUCAAAAGGUUCAUGUCGGUGAAUUCUGCAAACAUAUACUCAACUAUGUUCAUCUAACACUCACAGACACGUGUAUCAGACUCGAACAAGGUCAGAGAGGUACGAUUGACGUCAAAAGACAUUAGCCGAUCCGAUGUAAGCAUCCCCCACCGUCACUACCCUGUUACAUAGCCACCAAGCAAACAUGUUUUCAAACGUCUGUAGCACGGAUACGGCACCUUCCCGGAGACGAUUUUCUGUUCAAAAUACUACGUACUCACUCCCCUCUACAAGUCCUAGAAGCUUGUAACUGGAAUUUCCGAACAACCUGUAUGUAUUACUCAUAUUUUGAAAUUUUUGACAUGUUCUUAUAUACUUACUUUGCGGUUCACUUGACGAUGGGUAAAUUAAAAACCACAAUAAUGUAUUUAAAAAAUAAAUAAU
Molecule: messenger RNA, 4125 nt
Organism: Schistocerca gregaria
Lineage: Eukaryota; Metazoa; Arthropoda; Insecta; Orthoptera; Acrididae
Exons: 3
Coding region: 227-1024 (265 amino acids)
Source: RefSeq, a predicted model, not a curated record